UGUGGUUCCGAUUUCAAAAUUAUUUUUCAAAGACAUGUCAUGCAUGGUUUCAUAUCACAUAUGGUUUAAACAUAAAUUGUAUAACUAUUUUCAGUAAAAAGAAAUUAAUUUACGAGCUUUUAAAAGUGUUUUGCACAGGAAAUAGAAGAGAUUUUCGCUUCCUGUCAAAACAAUCAAAAUCAUGAAAAUGGCGGACAGUGUUAAUCUUCAAUGAAGGUCAACAUGUAAACUUCUGUUCAAUUGUGAAUCCGAUUUAUACAAAUUAAAAGCACAGCAUCUCUUGUGCUUUGAACAUUUUGUUUUUAUUAUUAUUUAACGGAAGAUUUCAGAUUGAAAUGGAUAACAGUUUUCAAAUGAACCGACUGAAAAUGGCAGAAGGAGGCAUGGAUCGAGCCACAUCACAGACUGAAAGCGUUCCAGGACACAGCAGCCUGUACAGUCGUCACUCUCAGAAUCAUGUCGAAAAUAUGUCCAUGGAAAUAUGUACUACAAUGACCCGGCUGGGAUACGGCGAGGAGAUGAGAAGAUGGCGGGUUGAGAAAUACAGGGAGUUUGAUAGGCUGGCAGAUACACGAUCAAAAAGUGAUGCCAUUCUUAUUACAGCAGGAAGCAAGGCAGAGGGACUGACCUGCCAUUUAGAAAGCGACAAGGACAUGUUGCACGUGUUGAAGGGUGUCCUCUGUGUGGAAGCUGGUAUCAAUCUUCAUACCAUACAAAACGACCUUGAUGUGUUUAGGAUGGAUACACGCGUAUAUCCAGGACACUGCAGACUGUUACAAGAGAGACCAGCGCAUAUACGGUUUGAACAAAUUCAUAAUUCCCUGUGUGAUAAUGGAUAUGGAGCCGUUCUACUUAGUAGUAGUUUAUUCCUAGACGAAUUUUCGGCAUUAUUUACACAAUCAGCAGAAAUAGUUGCACAUGAGAGAGCGGGGCCGUCGACUCCUGCAACAAUUUACGGUAUACUUCAUGUUGACAGAGUAAUCGCACUACGUUGUCACUGUCCCACCAUCCUCCAAAGAUGGGCUGCCAGACCCCGUCAUUGGCCUUCACCAUUGAUAGUUCAGAAAGUCGUAUCAUUAGGAGCCUACCUAACCCCAGUCGGGUUUAAGGGAAGUAAUUACAAGCACAUGGAAUGGAGGAUGUGUUUUAACACUGGUGAGACAGAACUUGUAAACAAUCUUAAUAGCACACAAACGCAAGUUUAUGUUAUGCUUAAAAUGAUUGUUAAAGAUGUUCUUAAGCCUUGUAAGAAAGAAGUUACAUCAUACGUGAUUAAAAAUAUAGUACUUUGGCAAGCUGAGAAUAACCCGCAGCAUAACUUUUAUCAACGCAGUUUUUUAUACUGGCUUCAUGACGGACUGAGAGCCCUUAAGACUGCUAUUGUCACACAACAACUGUCAUACUACAUGAUUCCGGAAAGAAAUUUAAUGGCAGCAAGUGGUUUGCAGGAUAAGCAGCAACGUAAAUGGGUAGCAGAUAUAACGGACAUGAUGGACGAAGGUCCGAGAGUUAUACUAAGAUUACAGAGGAUACGACAGGCCGUCAUCGCGUCCCCAGAGCCGAUGUUGUGGUUCAGCAAAAUAAGGAUGGAGCUUGAGAUGCUGGAGCGGGAGAAGUACAUCAGAGCCGUACAGUGUAGCGAUGAGCAUGAUGCUAUCGAGCAGGAGAUAAGGAGACGUCAGGUGGAGAUAAUGAGGGAUGUGGCACAACGGAUGCUCAUAGACGGAAGUGCUGUUAAUGAUCUGAAUGACAUCUUCUUCAGAAUUUUAAUGUAGUACUGCAUUAAAGUGUAAGAAGUUAAUGGAGCCGAAGGAACUAAUAAGAGACAUGUAAUACAAAGAUUGUUUUGUUGCCAGAUUUCAAGAAGUGAUUGUAUUUGCUUUUUUCAUAAUGUUUCACUUCUUUAUAUUGUACUUGAUAUUUUGUCAUUAUUAUCAUGAAUUUGCGAAUAUUUGCAGGUUUGCAUAUAUGAUACAAGUUUUACAUCAACAAAAUCGGAUUAUGUGGAAAUCAUUAGCCGUACGCCACUUAAUGAAACCAUGUCACUGUUUUACCUGCAAUGAAAAAAACAGACAAUAUGCUCUAAUAAACCAAUAAAGUCUGGUCGCUCAAUGACGUAAUCAUUUCGAAAUUAAUUUCGAAAAAAAAACACACAACGAAAGGGGAUUCCCCAUGAUGUGAUGAUAUAACUAUAUUAAACUCGCGACGAAUACCUUGUAUACAAGUCAGCUUAUAAAGUAUUCUUAGUUUCAAAGGGGCAUAUCAACGAUUUAUAGGAUAAUGCAUUUAUGAAUAUUAAUAUCUUUACUGAAAUAACAUAUUAUUUCCUCUAUAGGCUACAUGCUUCUGGAUGUAAUUGCUUAUUAAUGUCCGUAUUUAAAUGCAUACAAUUUAUAUGACUGAUGUAUCGUUAAUAUAUGUAACGUUGGAUCGGCAUUUGAAAAAUGUCGUUUUAGUUUUAGGCACUCGAAAUAAACAUUUUAAACUUUGAUUGUCAGACUAUAAUUCGUAAACGUAGUUGCAAAGCAUGUUAUAUGUAUGUAUUGCAUGUUUAUCGAUUUCAUAUUAAGUCGUUUUAUUUAAAAAUAUUUUCAAUUUAUGUUCAUUAUAAUUUCACUCUCAUUGAUUGUGUAUACACAUGUUGAUAAAGUUGUGCUAAGCACUAUUGUAUAGUAAAUAUAUUGUUUAUUAUCAAACUUUUAGAAAGCGCAGAAAUUCAGUAAUACAAUCUUAAAUGAUGUUGUUUGCACGAAGAAUAACUCGAAUUCAAUGCACCUUUCAAUAUAAUUUGAGUUGCGCAUACUGGCAGAAAAAAGCGUGAUUUUGUCUUAUUGAAGUCUUAAUCCUAAGUGCUAAGUGUUGUAUUUAAAACUUAAAUUUUAUAGAUAUACUGUACAAUAGUGAAGACACAGUCAAGCAACACAGUAAUCCAAAUGGUCAACAAUUGAACAUACCUAGAACAAAUUAUCGGUGAAAUACGCAACGUCAUUCGUUGUAAGAUCAUUAAUGACUGACUUGGACACGAGGUUAAAAUAAUGUUGAUUUCAAACAUUUUUGUAUUCAACUUGACUUGCUAUUAUAAUUUGUUUAUGUUUCAUGGACGUAAUUAUGAAUUUAGUGUGAGUAAAUUUAUUUAAUAUUAUGUAUUAUUAAGAUUUAAUUUUAAUUUUAAAGUUCCUUUAAUCUUCAUAGGAGGAGAAAAUCCACGUGACCAUUUAUUGUCUCUGGCCAUUCACAAUACUUCCUGCUUUCAUCAAUUAAAUGUCUAAUUCAGCAUUAUACUCAUGCAUACCAAUCAUGUGUUACGUGCAGACAAACACUAAAAGCCGUUAACGGAAUAUCCUUAACUGGUGUUACAUGUCUUUGUAUAAGCAUGACAGUAUGUAUUUUUAAGGCAUUAUAUGUAUUAAACAGUUCAAGAGCUAAUUGUAUUAUUGAACAAUGUAUAUGUCUUCUUUGAAUAAAAUACACAAAACCA
This is a messenger RNA of Dreissena polymorpha, 3478 nucleotides long. RefSeq lists its product as uncharacterized. The record is from RefSeq and is a predicted model, not a curated record. The coding region runs from base 336 to 1775 and encodes 479 amino acids. The transcript is spliced from 3 exons. Lineage: Eukaryota; Metazoa; Mollusca; Bivalvia; Myida; Dreissenidae.